Molecule: messenger RNA, 150 nt
Organism: Phytophthora nicotianae INRA-310
Lineage: Eukaryota; Oomycota; Peronosporomycetes; Peronosporales; Peronosporaceae
Exons: 2
Coding region: 1-150 (49 amino acids)
Molecular function (GO): DNA binding
Source: RefSeq, a predicted model, not a curated record
AUGAAGAACGCCGAGAUCGUCAAGACACUCUACAACGACCCCACAUCUACGGAGCUCACAUGCACAAUCUGUAACGAAGUCGUCAAGCAAAAGAAAGAGGCCGGCUACAAGAACCUGAUCACACAUCUGAGACGUCAUCACAAUGGCUAG